CUUCAUUUUUUUUUCUUUCCAUUUAUAUAGAGAAAUACUAUAUAUUAAAUAAACGUAGAAUAGAUGUCUGGAUUAGAUUCAUUGCAUAUAACUGUACCUCAACCAAACUCUUAUAUGCCUUACAAUAAUCAUCGAAAUAGUCUCUCUUCUAAUAGUUCAUCAAAUAAUUCUUCGAAUGAUAGAAAUUGGGAACCUCAUGAAAUAGAAGAUUCGCAUAGACGUUCUACAAAACGAGGUGUUAGUACAUUUAUUAGUAAACUUUUUAGUAUGGUCAGUGAUAGAUGUAAUCAACAUUUGAUUUCAUGGAAUCCAAGUGGUACAUCCUUCCUCGUCUGUAACGCUACCCGGUUCUCUCAAGAAAUCCUUCCUGAACAUUUUAAACAUUCUAAUUUCUCAAGUUUUGUUCGACAAUUGAACAUGUAUGGUUUCCAUAAGAUUAAUAAAUCCCCACGCGGUCAAAGAGGCAAUAAUGAGAAUGAAAUCUGGGAAUUCUCUCAUCCUAAAUUCCAACGAGGUCGACCUGAUAUCUUGGAAGAUAUCAAACGAAAGGCGAUGGACUCUGAGCUCUUACGUCGUGAGACAGGUGAUAUUCAUGCCUCCUUUGCUAUGGUACAACUUUCGCAAGCUGAUUUACUACAACAGUUUCGUGUCCUUCAAGAAAAUUUUGGAAAUCUCUUACAGGGCUUUGAAGAGCUUAAAAAGAUUCAACUUCAACAACAGAUUAUCAUUCGAAGAUUAGCUGAACGACAAGGUCUUCCUAUAGCCACCUCAUUAAAUGAUUAUGAACUUGCUCCUAAUAAUGGUCAACCUAGUGUGUUUAUAACAUCUCCUACUGCAUCCUCUUAUGAACCACUACAACACCAACAGCAACACUGGGAUGAACCACAACCACAAAUGAUCAUGCCUUCUAUAUAUCAUCACAAUAAUAAUACAAAUUCAAAUCUGCAGCAACACCCCACUUUUUCUUUCCCGUUAGUUCAAAACCCUUUACCUCCAAGCCCUGUCUCUAGUGUUCUCUUAUCUUCUCCAUCUUCUCCAACAGAUGAACAACAACAAUGUGAUCUUCACAACAGCAACGAGAAUAAUAAUAACAAUAAUAAUAAUAAGAAUACCUUCAAUAAUAAUAAGGAUUCUUCUACUUUACGACCACAACAAGCACUUACAGUUAGUUAUCCUAAUCAUUAAUUUACCUUUUUUUUUUUAA
This is a messenger RNA of Cokeromyces recurvatus, 1204 nucleotides long. Its product is annotated as HSF-type DNA-binding-domain-containing protein. The transcript has 3 exons. Gene Ontology annotation, molecular function: DNA-binding transcription factor activity; sequence-specific DNA binding. The record is from RefSeq and is a predicted model, not a curated record. Gene Ontology annotation, biological process: regulation of DNA-templated transcription. NCBI's taxonomy places the organism in Eukaryota, Fungi, Mucoromycota, Mucoromycetes, Mucorales, Mucoraceae. Bases 64 to 1185 code for a protein of 373 amino acids.